Messenger RNA from Myxocyprinus asiaticus (Chinese sucker), 3050 nucleotides. RefSeq lists its product as uncharacterized. The transcript has 8 exons. Gene Ontology annotation, molecular function: G protein-coupled receptor activity; microtubule binding. NCBI's taxonomy places the organism in Eukaryota, Metazoa, Chordata, Actinopteri, Cypriniformes, Catostomidae. Gene Ontology annotation, biological process: microtubule cytoskeleton organization; G protein-coupled receptor signaling pathway. Gene Ontology annotation, cellular component: cilium; cytoplasmic microtubule; membrane. The record is from RefSeq and is a predicted model, not a curated record. Bases 1119 to 2876 code for a protein of 585 amino acids.
UAAAGCUUUUUUUAUUGUCUUGUGUACAGAAUAUAGUAUAUUAUGUCUAUUAUAUGCAUGUACGUAUAAAAUUUAAAUACGUACAGUGGCUGCCUAAAGUUUGGAAUAAUGUGCAGAUUUUGCUCUUAUGGAAAGAAAUUGGUACUUUUCACCAAAGUGGCAUUCAACUGAUCACAAUGUAUAGUCAGGACAUUAAUAACGUGAAAAAUUACAAUUUGGAAAAGAGUUCAGAACUUCUUAAACCACUUCAAAGAGUUCUCAUCAAAAUCCUCCACAUGCAACAAUGACAGCUUUGCAUAUCCUUUUUAGAUACUUCCUGUAGGAGUUUAGAGAAAGCUGUUUCUUUUGCCAUUUUUGACCUAAUAUUGACCUUGACAUGCCAGUAUACUGUGGCAACUUAAAAAUAAACAAACAAUUAAGCUUUCGACUGUAUUUGAUAAUGGCAAAUGAUUUUUUUUUAGUUCCAAAUUAGCAAUUUAGUAUGAUUACUCGAGGAUAAGGUGUUUGAGUCAUGGCUGCUGGAAAUGGGGCCUGUCUAGAUAUGAUCAAAUGACUUUUCAAAUAGUGAUGGUGCUGUUUUUUUACAUCAGUAAUGUCAUCACUAUAACUUGUGAUCAGUUGAAUGCCACUUUGGUGAAUUUCCUUCCGAAACCGCAAAAUCUUUACCUUAUUCCAAACUUUUGGCCGCCAGUGUGUAUGUGAUUAAUAUAUAGCACUAGAGAGUUGAAGGUAGCAGUAAUAUUAUAAGAGGCAGCUGUUGGAGGUAGAACAGUAAAAGUGCUAUGUGUUGAUGGUAAGAAGUUGUGAAGUGACUGACAGAAAUUAAAAGAAGCAAAUACAGUAUAAGAUCAGUAAUCUUCCUCAGAAGGUGUGUGUGUGUCAGUUUUAUUUACAGCAGUCAGCUGUCCCACCCAAUACUGUGGAAAGUACGCUUUCAGUUUAAGAAUUGUUGCCACAUCUUGUGAAAACCCAGCAUGUGAUGGUUUGCUCAUAAGAAACCACUCCACUCAAAUCACACCAGUAGCUGCACUGGUGUGAGUUUGAUAUUAAUCUAUGGUCUGCUCUGUCUCAUUGCAGCACACACUGAGCCUUUAAGACUAUUUUUAUUUUAGUCCAACAUGGAGCUAGAUCUGCAUGGACUGUUUGAGCAAAACAACACAUUUGACUACGAUGAUUAUGAGUACAAGGAGGAGGGCUGCCCAUCCAGCAAAGUGUCUGGCUCCAUGGCAGUCCUCAUUCCCUUUCUUUACUCUGUGGGGCUCUUAUGGGGAUUGCUAGGAAAUGGACUCGUGCUGGUAAUACUGUGGCGAAAAAGAUGGAACUUGAGUGUGAUGGACAUCUUCGUCCUCUAUCUGGGUAUAGCGGACAUUCUGCUGUUGCUGACAUUGCCUCUGUGGGCUGUAGAUGCGGUGAAGGGGUGGAUCAUUGGCACAGGAUUCUGCAAACUGGCUGGAGCUUUGCUAAAGACCGGUUCACCUGUAAACCUCCAGGGAAUGGAAAGGGAGUACCAGGCAUCUCUGGUAUCCCGGGGCCAUCAACUGGCAGAGAGGUUUGAGCAGAGACAGGAUGCUAUGAUCAACAGAAUCGCAACGUCUUGUCUGUAUGAGAACUUUGCUGCUCAACCUUCAAGACCUUUUCAGGCCAGUGGGCACCAGAGUCCCACCCCACCUAUCAGCAGGCCUAAAAUAUUUCACAGGUGCUAUAGGAAGGUCAAACCUUUCAUUCCACCUGAGAAAAUAGAAAGUUCUCCUUUCCACAAGGAGAAUCUAAAUGUUAAGAACCUGUUGGAAGAGAUGACAGCGCUUCAGGACAGGAUGUGUGAUGAGGUAAAUGUGGUAGCACACAGAAUUGAAGCCUGCAGCACACAUACAGUUGAGGUGGAGGAAGAAGAAGAGGUGUGUUUAUCGGAAAACCUCAGUCCAGUAAAGCUUCACACUUCACCAGAGCUACCGGCUUUGCCCUUUAAAAACACACCUCCGGAUAUGCCACCUCAUUCUCCACUUUAUUAUCCACCUGCCUCUGUAAAAUGGACGAGCAAGAUACCCAGGCUUGGAAGUUUGUUCAAAUGGAAAAGAUCAGUAAAAAUAGUGACAGAGCCUGUGGAUGUUCAGAAGACGGUCAAAAAGGUCACCCCUAUGUUCCACAUCAGGAAACAAAUUGAGGUGCAGAAAAACCAGGAACACAAAAGAUCAUUGUUCAGUCCAGGAAUAGCCCUCCGACUGCUUGGAACAGACAGCAAAGAAUGGGAGAAGAAGAUAGAAGGUUUGUGGCAAGUGCGUGUCAUGGCAGAACAUCAGCCGGGCAUCCUGUUGGAAAAUCUGGAUGCUAUCUGCCUUGCUGUUUCGAAACAGGUUAAGAACAUUCGCUCUGCUGUUUCCCAAGAGGCUAUAGUAACACUGGGGCACCUCUACGAACACCUGAAGGGUGGCAUGAACGCAGAAUUGAAACUUACUGCCACUGUCCUUCUUCAGAAGGCUGGGGAUAGAAGUCAGUUCAUCCGUGAUGAUGUCUGCAGGGCCCUUCGUAAAAUGGUACAAAACUGUGGCCCUACAGGGGUCCUGCAUGCAAUCCUAGAGGAAGGACUGAGUCAUCGAAAUUCAGCAGUUAGGGAGUGCACUGCUCGCUGCCUAAAAGAACUGGCAGAAAUUUUGGGACCAUCACAGUUUGUCAGUUCCAAGAAGAACUACAAUGGUCGCUUUCUAAAUGCCAUCUGCAGAUUGGCUGUAGACCCGGCUUCAGAAGUCAGAUACCAGGCCCGGACCACCCUUACAUUUCUGGCCAGUCAUGAAAAUUUUUUAAUGACCGUGGACAGAUCUGUAGAUCCAGCCCAUAAAGCGACCAUAAAAUACAUAAUCACCAAAGCAAGGGGUACAUGAGGUGAAAAGAGUGUUCAAAAUACAAACACCUGGAGCACACACACAAAAACAUCUGGAUCACUCAAAAAAAAGAAAACAUCUGGAGCACUCAAAAAAAAAAAACAUCUGGAUCACUCAAAUAAUAGAAAACAUCUGGAGCACUCAAAAAAAAAAAAAAAAAAAAAAAAAAACAAA